AUGGUAGAUAACCUGCCCGCGGUUGCCACCAACGAGCUGAUUCUUCUUGCCUGUGCCAGGCUCGAAUCUCACAUGACGGCCACACUGGAUGCAUGCACUACAGCCCUAACGCCGAGUAGCCCUGUGAUGGAUCAGACAGUCUACCAAGCCACGACUAUGAGCGCCCGCAUCCUUGAUUUGUUCAUCUGCGUUCGUCAGUCGGUCUAUCGGAUACUGACUGUGACUAAGCCUUCGCCGGCGUCUCCGAACCCCACUUUGAAACUGCCUACGAAAAUGCCGGAGUGGGCUGGAAUUGAGUAA
Molecule: messenger RNA, 300 nt
Organism: Dibothriocephalus latus
Lineage: Eukaryota; Metazoa; Platyhelminthes; Cestoda; Diphyllobothriidea; Diphyllobothriidae
Source: the annotation of a GenBank genome assembly